Cyprinodon tularosa is the source of this 1930-nucleotide messenger RNA. It is a transcript of the gene zmat4a, whose product is annotated as zinc finger, matrin-type 4a. Lineage: Eukaryota; Metazoa; Chordata; Actinopteri; Cyprinodontiformes; Cyprinodontidae. Gene Ontology annotation, cellular component: nucleus. Bases 70 to 852 code for a protein of 260 amino acids. Gene Ontology annotation, molecular function: zinc ion binding; nucleic acid binding. The record is from RefSeq and is a predicted model, not a curated record. The transcript has 7 exons.
AGCGUAGUAGCGCGUCCAGCAGCAGAGCGUCGCCCGCGCAGUCUGCCGCACUUCAGCAUCCUCUGGUUCAUGGAGUAUUCACUUUCCAUCCAAGUGCAACAGCGGCUGGCGCUCUUCCCGACGCACUUCUACCAGGGCUACAGCGUGGAGUUACAGAUGAAGUCAACAGAGGUGGACCAAGGACUUUUCACAGACAGCUACUGCAAAGUGUGCAGCGCUCAGCUCAUCUCCGAGUCCCAGAGGGUGGCCCAUUAUGAGAGUCGGAAACACGCCAACAAAGUGCGGCUGUAUUACAUGCUACAUCCUGUGGAUGGAGGCUGCCCCGCCAAGAAGCUCAGAACAGACAAUGGCAGCGAUGAGGGCGAUGUGGACAAGAACAAAUGCUGCACGCUGUGUAACAUGUCCUUCACCUCAGCAGUGGUGGCGCAGUCCCACUACCAGGGGAAAAUCCACGCCAAGAGGCUCAGACUGCUGCUGGGAGAGCAGCCGGCCAUCAUAACCAAAGAGGCAUCUCCCAGUCCCGUAAAGAACUCCCCAGAAAUGUCUCCAAUGAUGUCGCCUCGACAGCGCCGUGACUCAGACCGUUACUGCCAGCUAUGCAACGCUUGGUUCAACAACCCCGGCAUGGCUCAGCAGCAUUAUGAUGGAAAGAAGCACAAGAAGAACGCCACCAGAGCAGACCUGCUGGAACAGCUGGGUCAGACCUUCGACAUGGGAGAAAUGAAAGGCCUGAAGCGAAGCUACACCUGCGAAGUGUGCAGCGUCACACUCAACUCGGUGGCACAGUACCACGCACAUCUCCAGGGCUCCAAGCACCAAAACAAUCUGAAGAAUCAGAUAUGUGUCCAGUGAACCACGGACGACGAUAAACACACCAACUACUGGAUUGAUGUCAGACAAGCUGUGGUCAGCUUGCCCUGCUUUUUCUGCCUCUGCUCCGCUCCACUCGCCUCGCCAUCAUUUCUUUUUUUUUUAUAUUUGAAUCUCGCUUUUUUUCUCGCCGCUCGCAGUAUUCCGGCUAAGAAGGGAUUCAAAGGAGGGUUUUAUUUGGGACAACUUCCGCAUGACCGUCUCCACUAUCAGAAUAAAAGAGCUUCAGCUUUUGUCCACUUUACCAGGCACUCUGAUGGUUGAUCUCUGACAUUCCACUGGAACCGCGUACUUCCUUUUUCUUUCCAUCCACUUUUAGCCUGAAAGCAUUGAAGUGGAUCUUACACUCAGCAGCCUUUUUACAAUGCAUGAACAAAGCUCUACUUUUUUCAACAGAAUGUCAAGUACUUUAUGUUGGACUUUUAACUGAGGAAAUGAGGGUUUGUUUGUCUUACUUGAAAGAAAUGGAACAUUUCUAAUGAUAAAUUCAGUGUUUAAUAUUGAUUCUUCACUGUCUUUCUUCUCUGCACACAGUGAAUUUUACUAGAUACACUGCAUUCCUGUCGUAGACCUAAACCCAUUUGCAGCUUGAAAUAGAUCGAUAGCAAUAAUAAUACUGGUUCAACUCUAACUAUGUUGUAAAGUGUAACUGUCUGUUUACUAUGCUGAGCAUAAAGCAGGAUAUGUUUAACUGUCGUCCUAGAAAUCCCUACAUCUCUUCUUAUAUGCUCGUAUUUUUUUCUUUUCGUGGAUCAAUCUGCUAGGAAACAUUCCUGGAUUCUGGAUCAAAUUUAUAUAUUUUACCCACAAUACUCUGAUAAACUAAAUCAGGAGAGAAAUUGAGUCUCCACAUAUUUUGAUGUGUCAUCUUUAUCAGGUUGUUAGCAGAGCUUUAAAGCACAAAAAGAAGAAACAGGAGAAGGAGACCAAAGCAGAUACGGUAGUAGCCAUUCAAAAUUCCCCCACUUUCAUGGGCCCUUGGCUGGGCCCCUACAAUUCCUUUUUAGACAUCGAUCUUUGUACUAAAAUAUAGAUUUGUGGACAUUAAGCUCUCCAGUGA